AUGGAGGUGGGCGGUAGGACACCUCUGCCGGCGAUUGAUGAGGCACUGCUCACAGGUCUCGUCGACCGGUGGCGUCCUGAGACGCACACGUUCCACUUUCCUUUUGGCGAGAUGGCUGUAACAUUGAGGGACAUGGCCAUGCUGACCGGGCUACCAAUCAGGGGCGCCCCGUUAAUAGUUUCGCGACCCGCAAGGGAGGAGUGGAAGGGUUAUGUUGCGGAUAGGUUUGGUGUGCAAUACGACGGGAAGGAUGCUGGCUUCUCCAUGUCCUGGGUUCAUGGGCUCCCACAGUUCGGUCCUUGCCCACUGGAUGCGGACGAGGCUACACUUAUGCAGCACUAUGAGGUGUACUUGUACAUCCUGCUCGGAGGCAUCAUGUUCUGCAAUACAGCAGGCGAUUAUGUCGUCCCCCAUAUUGUAUGGUUAGCAGCCCACCUCGCGUCACAUCCUUUUGAGCCUACAUCUUACAGUUGGGGGUCUGCAGUGUUGGCUGCAACCUACAGAGGUUUGUGUGAUGCAACCCAGCGAACAAAGAGGAAGGCAACUAUUACAGGGUGCUUACACCUCUUACAGCUAUGGAGUUGGGAAUACCUCCCGGUUUCCAGACCUUGGGUGCUCAAGUGCUACUACCCAGUCCACAUCUCCGAUGGCAUUGCCGAUGAUAUAAGGCCAACGAUGGGCAUGGCGAGCCUUCGGUACCCUGGACUCCAUCGGAGCACGUUCUAG
Messenger RNA from Phragmites australis (common reed), 726 nucleotides. Its product is annotated as serine/threonine-protein phosphatase 7 long form homolog. Gene Ontology annotation, biological process: meristem development; meristem maintenance. Bases 1 to 726 code for a protein of 241 amino acids. The record is from RefSeq and is a predicted model, not a curated record. Lineage: Eukaryota; Viridiplantae; Streptophyta; Magnoliopsida; Poales; Poaceae. The transcript has 3 exons.